Messenger RNA from Chenopodium quinoa (quinoa), 6845 nucleotides. Its product is annotated as endoribonuclease Dicer homolog 1-like. Gene Ontology annotation, biological process: siRNA processing. The record is from RefSeq and is a predicted model, not a curated record. Lineage: Eukaryota; Viridiplantae; Streptophyta; Magnoliopsida; Caryophyllales; Amaranthaceae. Gene Ontology annotation, cellular component: nucleus; cytoplasm. The transcript is spliced from 20 exons. Bases 533 to 6490 code for a protein of 1985 amino acids. Gene Ontology annotation, molecular function: ribonuclease III activity; ATP binding; protein binding.
UUCGAUACAAAACCGCCUUUCUUCUCCAGAGGUCCAUCUCUUUACUUCUCUCUCCUUCAGAAAAACAGGAGGAGAAACAGAGAAACCCCAAUUAACCCAAAACCCUCUAAAUUAAAAAUCAAAAGUUUCCAUCAAAACAAAUCAAACCCAGAUUGUUUUUACAGUAAUCUCUUUUUAUAGAUGAUUAUUAUUGCAAUUCAAUUCAAUUUCCUAAUUUCCCUUUUGAGAAUUUAAAGCAGAUUCGCGUUGAUAGACUGUGGAAUCUUUGAAUCACACAAUUUGCCUUUUCAUCUAAUCUUUCUCUCUCUCUUAAAUUCUUUUUUUUUUUUUUUCUUUAUUGAGCUUCUGCAUUUUGCGUGCUUCGUACGGUCUAUCAGCGCUUUCUCUGCUCUCCAUUCUCCUUUAGAAAUCCAAAAAUCUAACACCCCUUUAAGUUUUUUAGCUUAAUUUAUUGUGCCAUUGAUUUUAACUGCUGUUAUUGUUGUUGAAUUUAUUGUUUUAUUGUUAAAUUAAAUGUGUGAUUGAGUAAUUUAUGGAGGAAGGAAAUAAGGGUUCGGAUGAUUCGAGGCCGAAUUACUGGCUUCAUGCUUGUGAGGAGGAAGAUGAUAUCAUCCCCUGUGAAUUUAUCGGGGAUUUCGGCGAUUUCGGGACCGGGAAUCAGAGCGAAAUUGCCAGCAUUGAUCCCAACUUCUUUGGUGGGAUUGAUCAUAUUCUUGAUAGUAUCAAGAAUGGUGAAGGAUUGCCUUGCAAUGAUGGUAUGGAUAUUACUCCUCUUUCUAAAGAUUUGCAAGUUGAGAAUUUUGUUGUGAAUUGUAAUGUUGAGGUUCAAAGUCCAUUAAUUAGUGACAGCAAAAUGGUAGAUGCUGAUAAUGUUAAUAAUAAUUAUUCUAAUAAUAUCAAUAAUAAUGGGAGUGUGUGUGUGAAAUUGAAUGGUGGUGAUGGAACUAAUAAGGGUGUUCUUGAUCAUGUUAGAACAAGUAAUGGGGACUCAAAAGUGUUAAGUGAUAGAGAGAGUUGUAAGGUUGAUAGGGAUCGAGAUUGUGAGGAGAGGAGCGGAAAGAGGACUCGUGUAAGUAAUGGGUUUAGAGAGGAGAGGGGGUAUUCGAGUCGUGGGCAGAGUUGUGUGAGAGAUUGGGAGAGUAAUGGAAGGAAGAGGAAUCGAGAAUUUGAGGAGACUGGACGGAGGGAUAGGGAUAGGGAUAGGGGUAGGGAUAGGGAUAGGGAUAGGGAAAGAGAGAGGGACAGGGAUUUGGGUGGUAGGAGAAAGGAUUACUAUAAUGGGAGGAGAGAUAGCCGAGAUAGGGAAUGGAGAGAUAGAGAGGCAAAGGGUUAUUGGGAGAGGGAAAAGCCGGGGUCAAAUGAAAUUGUGUAUCGCGUUGGUUCAUAUGAAUCUGCCCGAAAUAGAGACACAAAUAAGGUGGGGUCUGAAAAGAACAAGGAAUGCAGUGCAAAGAUUGAGAAGAAUGAGGAAAGUUUUAAGGAGAAAAGUUUGGAGGAGCGGGCACGCCAUUAUCAGUUGGAAGUACUUGAGCAGGCAAAGCAGAAAAAUACUAUUGCUUUCCUGGAGACUGGAGCCGGUAAAACUUUGAUUGCUGUUUUACUUAUUAAAAGCAUCUGCAAUAGAUUGCAGCAGCAGAACAAGAAAGUGCUGGCUGUUUUCUUGGUGCCUAAGGUUCCACUAGUGUAUCAGCAAGCAGAAGUUAUACGCGAGCAAACUGGAUACAGUGUUGGUCAUUACUGUGGUGAGAUGGGUCAAGAUUUCUGGGAUACUCGAAGAUGGCAACGCGAGUUUGAAUCUAAGCAGGUUUUGGUCAUGACUGCUCAGAUUUUGUUAAAUAUUUUAAGGCAUAGCAUAAUCAAAAUGGAAUGUAUACAUCUCCUUAUUCUCGAUGAGUGCCACCAUGCCGUCAAGAAGCAUCCAUAUUCUCUAGUGAUGUCUGAAUUUUAUCAUACAACUCCAAAGGAAAAAAGGCCUGCUGUUUUUGGGAUGACUGCUUCCCCUGUUAACUUGAAGGGUGUUUCCAGUCAAGUUGAUUGUGCUGUCAAGAUACGAAACCUAGAGACUAAGUUGGAUUCCGUAGUUUGUACAAUAAAAGACCGUAGAGAACUGGAGAAACAUGUUCCUAUGCCAUCAGAAAUUGUUGUGGAAUAUGACAAAGCAGCUUCAUUGUUGUAUCUGCAUGAACAAAUCAAACAAAUGGAAGUAGCAGUUGAAGAAGCUGCACGAGCAAGUUCAAGAAAGAGCAAAUGGCAGUUUAUGGGAGCUAGAGAUGCAGGAGCCAAGGAAGAGUUACGCCAGGUCUACGGUGUCUCUGAAAGAACUGAGAGUGAUGGUGCUGCUAACUUGAUUCAAAAAUUAAGGGCUAUCAACUAUGCACUUGGUGAACUGGGACAGUGGUGUGCUUACAAGGUUGCUCACAAUUUUUUAGUAGCCUUACAAAGUAAUGAGAGGGCAAACUACCAGCUUGAUGUGAAGUUUCAAGAAUCUUAUUUGAGCAAGGUCGUUGCACUUUUACAGUGCCAGCUAGCAGAAGGUGCCGCUUCCAACAAGGAUGCCAGCAGUACCGAAGAUAAUAAUGAUAGUGGCUGCCAUCAAGAUAAUGGCAGUGUUGAUGAGGUUGAGGAGGGAGAACUUCCUGAUUGUCACGUUGUCUCUGGUGGAGAACAUGUUGACAUUGUCAUUGGAGCUGCUGUAGCUGAUGGGAAGGUCACCCCUAAGGUGCAGUCACUGGUGAAAGUACUAAUGAAGUAUAAGCACACUGAUGACUUUCGUGCAAUCAUCUUUGUUGAGAGAGUUGUGGCUGCAUUGGUUCUUCCAAAGGUUUUUGCUGAGCUUCCAUCUUUAAGUUUUAUCAAGUGUGCAAGUAUGAUUGGACAUAAUAAUAGUCAGGAAAUGCGGACGUCACAAAUGCAAGAUACAAUAGCUCAAUUCCGAGAUGGCCGUGUGACUUUAUUAGUUGCUACUAGUGUCUCUGAGGAAGGUCUUGAUAUCCGGCAAUGUAAUGUGGUGAUCCGCUUUGACCUUGCAAAAACUGUUUUGGCCUACAUUCAAUCUAGGGGCCGUGCAAGAAAGCCAGGAUCAGAUUAUAUCUUGAUGGUUGAAAGGGGAAACUUGUCUCAUGAAGCAUUUCUAAGGAAUGCUAGAAAUAGUGAAGAAACUUUGCGGAAAGAAGCAAUUGAGAGGACUGAUGUAAGUCAUCUCAAGGGUACUUCAAGAUUGAUUUCCGCAGAAAAUGCCCCAGGUUCAGUGUACCAGGUUGCUUCAACUGGUGCUACUGUGAGCUUGAAUUCUGCUGUAGGCCUUAUUCAUUUUUACUGUUCGCAGCUACCCAGUGAUAGGUACUCAAUACUUCAUCCAGAAUUUAUCAUGGUAAAGCAUGAGAAGCCAGAUGGAUCCACAGAUUAUUCUUGUAGGCUUCAACUACCAUGUAAUGCCCCUUUCGAAAAGCUUGAGGGCCCAAUAUGCAGUUCAAUUCGUCUUGCGCAACAGGCUGUUUGCCUGGCUGCUUGUAAGAAGCUUCACGAGAUGGGGGCAUUUACUGACAUGCUCUUGCCUGAUAAGGGAAGUGGUGAAGACGGAGAAAAGAUUGAGCGAAAUGAUGAAGGAGAUCCACUUCCAGGAACAGCCAGACACAGAGAAUUCUAUCCUGAAGGAAUUGCCUCAAUCCUUAGGGGGGAAUGGAUAUUGUCUGGCAGAGAUGGUUGUGAUGACUCCAAAUUAUUUCAUCUCUAUAUGUAUGCUGUAAAAUGGGAACAUUUAGGGUCCGCAAAGGAUCCAUUCUUGACCCAAGUUUCAGAUUUUUCGGUACUUUUUGGCAGUGAGCUGGAUGCAGAGGUGUUAUCGAUGUCGAUGGAUCUCUUUAUCGCUCGAACCAUGAAGAUUAAGGCAUCUCUUGUCUUUCGGGGUUCAAUAGAUGUCACAGAAAGCCAGCUAGCAUCCCUGAAGAGUUUCCACGUGAGAAUGAUGAGCAUCAUACUUGAUGUGGAUGUUGAACCUUCUACAACUCCGUGGGAUUCUGCAAAGGCUUAUUUAUUUGUCCCUAUGGUUGGCGAUAAAUCUGUAGAUCCUUUAAAAGAAAUAGACUGGGAUCUUGUUGAUAAUAUAACAAGUACAGAUGCGUGGAACAACCCCUUACAAAGGGCUCGGCCAGAUGUUUACUUGGGAACUAAUGAGCGGAGUCUGGGCGGGGAUAGGAGAGAGUAUGGUUUUGGGAAACUGCGUUAUGGCAUGGCAUUUGGACAGAAAUCCCAUCCUACGUAUGGUAUCAGAGGAGCAGUUGCACAGUAUGAUGUAGUAAAAGCUUCUGGAUUGGUUCCUGGCCGGGACUAUGGUGUACAGGCCAAUUUUGAACUUCCUAAAGGAAAUUUGAUGUUGGCUGAUACUUGCAUCAAUGCAGAAGACUUGGUGGGGAAAAUUGUGACAGCUGCUCACUCUGGAAAGAGGUUUUUUGUGGAUUCUGUACGUUAUGAUAUGACUGCAGACAAUUCAUUCCCUAGGAAAGAAGGUUAUCUUGGUCCCUUGGAGUAUAGUUCAUAUGCAGACUACUACAAGCAAAAGUAUGGAGUUGAAUUGAUCUAUAAGAAACAACCUUUACUUAGAGGUCGUGGUGUUUCAUAUUGCAAGAAUCUCCUUUCCCCUAGAUUUGAACAUUCUGAAGAAUAUGAGGGUGAAUCUGAGGAGACCCUUGACAAAACUUAUUAUGUGUAUCUGCCUGCUGAAUUGUGUUUUGUACAUCCACUUCCUGGUGAGCUAGUUCGAGGAGCCCAAAGACUUCCAUCAAUAAUGAGAAGGGUGGAAAGCAUGUUACUUGCUAUUGAACUUAAAAAUAUCAUCAACUAUCCUGUACCUGCUUCCAAGAUUCUGGAAGCUUUGACUGCAGCCUCUUGUCAAGAGACAUUCUGUUAUGAAAGAGCUGAGCUCUUGGGAGAUGCUUAUUUGAAAUGGGUUGUUAGUAGAUUUCUUUUUCUCAAAUUUCCCCAAAAACACGAGGGUCAGCUCACACGAAUGAGACAACAAAUGGUUAGUAAUAUGAUAUUAUACCACCAUGCACUUGAAAAAGGGCUUCAGUCAUAUAUCCAAGCAGAUCGCUUUGCACCGUCUAGGUGGACUGCCCCUGGCGUUCUUCCAGUUUUUGACGAGGAUGUCAAAGAAGAGGAAUCAUCUUUAUUUGAUCAGGAAAAGUCUCUUGCAAAGAUGGGUCUUGAAUUAGAUGUUAAUAAUUUUGAUGAUGAUGAAAUGGAAGAUGGUGAACUUGAAAGUGAUUCAAGUUCGUACAGGGUCCUUUCUAGCAAGACAUUGGCGGAUGUUGUUGAAUCACUCAUUGGAGUUCAUUAUGUUGAAGGCGGAAAAGUUGCUGCUAAUCACUUCAUGAAAUGGAUUGGAAUAGAUAUAGAGUUCAAUCCUGAAGAAAUUGAGUGUCCAAAGAGGCCAAGUACUGUUCCAGAAGGUGUUCUAAGAAGUGUGGAUUUCGAUGGAUUAGAAGGUGCUCUAAAAAUCCAAUUUCGGGACAGGGCAUUGUUAAUUGAAGCAAUUACUCAUGCUUCACGUCCAUCUUCUGGAGUCGCCUGCUACCAACGACUAGAGUUUGUAGGUGAUGCAGUCUUGGAUCAUCUUAUUACUAGGCACCUGUUUUUCAAGUAUACAGAUUUGCCCCCUGGACGUUUGACAGAUUUGCGUGCUGCAGCUGUUAAUAAUGAAAAUUUUGCGCGAGUUGCUGUCAAACACAAGCUUCAUGUGCAUUUACGACAUGGGUCUACUGCCUUGGAGAAGCAGAUACGGGAUUUUGUGAAGGAAGUUCAAAAUGAAUAUUCAAAACCUGGAUUUAAUUCAUUUGGCUUAGGAGAUUGCAAGGCCCCAAAAGUUCUUGGUGAUAUUGUUGAAUCAAUUGCCGGAGCCAUUUUUCUUGAUAGCAGGCAUAAUACGGCAGUUGUGUGGAGAGUUUUUGAGCCUUUAUUGCAACCAAUGGUUACUCCUGAAACACUUCCAAUGCAUCCCGUGAGAGAGUUGCAAGAACGAUGUCAGCAGCAGGCUGAAGGUCUGGAAUACAAGGCCACUCGAGAUGGGAAUUUAGCCACUGUUGAAGUUUAUGUCGAUGGUAUACAGAUUGGGGUGGCUCAAAAUCCACAGAAAAAGAUGGCACAGAAAUUGGCUGCUCGUAAUGCUCUGCUUGCUUUGAAGGAGAAAGAAACUGCUGAAGCCAUGGAUAAAGCUGAGGAGACCGAGAAAAAGAAAAAGAACAAUGCACAAACAUUUACAAGACAGACAUUAAAUGAUAUCUGCUUACGUAGAAAUUGGCCCAUGCCACUCUACAGAUGUGUGAACGAAGGCGGCCCUGCACAUGCCAAGAAGUUUACAUUUGCAGUCCGUGUUAAUACCACAGAUAAAGGUUGGACUGGUGAAUGCAUUGGAGAGCCCAUGCCAAGUGUUAGGAAGGCCAAAGACUCAGCUGCAGCACUUCUGUUGGAGCUUCUGAACAAAUGGUAUUCAUAGUAGUGUUUUCUUUAUUCCCUGAGCUGCAUAUUGCGCGGAAGCAAGAGUUAUUUGCUUUCCGGUUGCUUAAGUUCUACCUUUGAUUGGGUGCUUCCAUGCAUGACUGUUAGCUUACCUUAGGUGAACUUUAGUUGUCAAAGUGAAGUAAUAUACAAAGUACUUACUAGGUUACAUAAGAUAGAUAGUACUGGUUUCAUUUGCAUGAAUGAGGUCAAAAUUUGAACCUGCCCCUCAAUUUGUUUGGGGCACACAGAGUAUAUACAAAUUUUUGUAGUUUCACUCACUGGUAUUGUGCUAUUGAAUAUAGUAAUAUUAUCCCUCAAGUGUAUGGAGUUUUCCUUUUGUUUGUUGUUGA